AUGGGCCUGAGUAUCCGUGGCGCCCAGGAGGAGGAGCCUCCAGAUCCACAGCUGAUGCGAUUGGACAACAUGCUGCUGGCGGAGGGCGUGGCCGGACCCGAGAAAGGGGGCGGAGCUGCGGCGGCUGCAGCUGCAGCGGCAGCAGGAGGCGGACCCGACAACUCGAUAGAGCACUCGGACUACAGAGCCAAACUCACACAGAUACGACAAAUAUACCACACCGAGCUGGAGAAAUAUGAACAGGCGUGUAACGAGUUCACGACCCACGUGAUGAACCUGCUGCGGGAGCAGUCGCGUACGCGUCCCAUCUCGCCCAAGGAGAUCGAGCGCAUGGUCAGCAUCAUCCACCGCAAGUUCAGCUCCAUCCAGAUGCAGCUCAAGCAGAGCACCUGCGAAGCCGUCAUGAUCCUACGCUCACGCUUCCUAGACGCCAGGCGGAAAAGGAGGAAUUUCAGUAAGCAGGCUACGGAGAUCCUGAAUGAGUACUUCUACUCGCACCUGAGUAACCCGUACCCCAGCGAGGAGGCCAAGGAAGAGCUGGCCAAGAAAUGCAGCAUCACCGUAUCACAGGGGGUGGGAAGCACGAUCACAGUCUCACAGGUUUCUAACUGGUUCGGUAACAAGCGUAUCCGCUACAAGAAGAACAUCGGCAAGUUCCAGGAGGAGGCGAACCUGUACGCUGCCAAGACGGCCGUCAACGCCGCCCACGCAGCCGCCGCAGCGGUGCAGAGCCAGACCAACUCACCCACCACACCCAACUCUGGCUUCCAGAUGAAAGAUGAAGAUUUUCCGCUCGACUCGGCAGAAAACAAAAACGCUCUUUUAACCAACAUGUUCACCGGUGGGUACCCUGCGCCAUGCUACCAGUCAGACGGACGAAUACAGUGAUGCCAUCAGGCACACACACAU
Molecule: messenger RNA, 909 nt
Organism: Engraulis encrasicolus (European anchovy)
Lineage: Eukaryota; Metazoa; Chordata; Actinopteri; Clupeiformes; Engraulidae
Product: pre-B-cell leukemia transcription factor 3-like
Exons: 8
Coding region: 1-888 (295 amino acids)
Biological process (GO): neuron development; regulation of transcription by RNA polymerase II; animal organ morphogenesis
Cellular component (GO): nucleus
Molecular function (GO): DNA-binding transcription factor activity; RNA polymerase II cis-regulatory region sequence-specific DNA binding
Source: RefSeq, a predicted model, not a curated record